This is a messenger RNA of Leptosia nina, 1335 nucleotides long. Lineage: Eukaryota; Metazoa; Arthropoda; Insecta; Lepidoptera; Pieridae. The record is from the annotation of a GenBank genome assembly.
AUGCUCACUGUAAAACUAUCGGAGAUUUUAGUUACAGUUUUAGGUAACGAGACUUGUCAAAGAUUGUCAUCAAGUGAAGCUAUAUGUAAGACUUGCAUGAAAUCAACUAUUGAGAGUUACAAGUUCAUUAGAAUGGCAAAGCGAAAUACAUUGUCUUUUAUUAAUAUUAUAGAUAAUCUUACUCACAAUUUAAAGUAUAUACAGCAACAUGAAUAUCAUAAGACAUUAUUUCUACAAUUAGAUACAAAUUACUGCAUAGAAGCGUUUUAUGAUGAAAAAAAAGUAAAAAAUGUCUCUAUUGCCCUUGAAAGAUUGAAAUCAAUAGUUAGAAGCCCCUAUAUAAAAUCAGAAUUUCCUAAAACAGAAAUCAUAGGAGAAAGAAGAAACCACCAUUCAUUUAAAAUGAAAACUAAAGACAUGCUUUAUAACAAGCAUGAUAGAACAAAUAUAAAAUGCAAAGAUUGUAUGAAAGUAUACCCCACAUUGUCUAACUUAAGAAAUCAUUUUAUUCGUGUUCAUGCACCAAAGAAUUUUGAAUGUCCAUCAUGUAAGCGGUGUUUUGGAUCCCCAGCGUUAUUAGAAACUCACCAAAAUGACAGUCAUGUCUCACUAAUUUGCUCAGACUGUGGUAAAACAUUUAACAAUCGUCACACUUUAAAAAUGCACGAAAUUAGUCAUUACUUGAAAAUAAUUUGUAAAGACUGUGGGAGAGUUUACAGAAGCCAAUCAACUUAUAAAAAACAUCUAGAUUUAAAUAUAUGCGGACAGAUGACCCGAGCGUCUCCAGCGAAUGCAAAGUAUACUUGCGAUCACUGCGGUAAGAAAUAUACCCAGAAAGUUUCACUGAGAGUUCAUAUUCAACAUGAACAUGGAAAUUAUAAAUCACAUGAAUGUAAAUGGUGUAAUAAAAGAUUUUGGGCCAAGAGCAGAUUAAAAGCCCAUAUAGUGAAGCACACUCAAGAAAAGAAGUUUCCAUGUACAAUCUGUGGUAGUAAAUUUGUAACGAGAGAGACAUUAUUAUAUCAUACUAGGUCACAUACUGGAGAGAAACCAUAUAAAUGUACCUAUUGUGACCAAACAUUUGUCUCAGCUGCACGAAAAGCAGAUCAUUUGAAAAGACAUCAUACUAAUCUGAUUUUUCAAUGCAGCAUGUGCAAAAUAAAGUACACCACAAAAGUAUGUUUAGAGAACCAUAUAAAAACACAUCGUAAUAAUGAAAAUAAGCUUGUGGAAGGUACCCCUGAUACUCAGUCCAAGGUAUCUGUUGGGAAUAGUCUGUACUUUAUGCCUGAUGAGCCAUACUUAUUAGAAGCUGCUUUAGAUCUUCAAAGAUAA